AUGUCUUCACCCGUAUCACCAUCCCAAGAGGCCUACACGCCCGCCAUUCCAUCGCCUCUGAACCCCUUCAGCCUCGAGACUCCUGCUCCCAGACGACACGGACGCUGCGCGAGUAGUCGCCCCCGCGCGGUGCGGAAACCCGGCGGGCCCAUCAGUCCUACACAACGGCUCAUGCGUCAGAAAGCGGCGGCGGCAUAUGUUACACAGCGAAACGCCGUCUUGGACGGCCCUUAUCCUCCCUUUCCCGCAUCAUUAUCCCCACCGCUCGGAAACCAGCCCGACAUCGCGAGCCGUGAGGGUAAUAUUGAGGAGGCCGAUAUUGUGGACGACGGCCAGCACGGCUGCUCACGGUUGGGCAUAGUGGACGAAAAUUGUCACGAGAUGGGGCUUGGGAUCGUGAUGAUGGACAUGGAGAAACAGGCCUUGGUCGGCAGCUGCGAAGAAUUUGGAACGGUUCCUAUAUAUGACUCCGAGCACGCGUACAGACCCCCGAGGCGCUCGAGAAUAUUGACCAAGGAACGGGUUCUGGUGGCCGCGGGGAUUCUGUGUGUUGUAGGUCUAUUAUCAGCAAUGCGUUCUCGUGGUACUUCACUAUAA
Molecule: messenger RNA, 597 nt
Organism: Pseudomassariella vexata
Lineage: Eukaryota; Fungi; Ascomycota; Sordariomycetes; Amphisphaeriales; Pseudomassariaceae
Exons: 1
Coding region: 1-597 (198 amino acids)
Source: RefSeq, a predicted model, not a curated record